ACUUUUUUCACUGGUGUUCGCAUACACAAUACUUGAAAAACACAGCAGCAGCACACGUUGAAUUACGAGGGACUCUUUUCAUUCUUUCUUUGCUUGCAUUUUGCAUUCUUUUUCACAGAGCAAUUUUUGCUGAAUUCAUGCAGAGCUUUGAUUUGAUUCAAAAUUGGUCGCUUCAUUUUUUUUGCACAGACGACAAGAGAAUAGAGCGCUAUAUAUAACCACCAUUUUGUGACUAGCAGCACAGCGGGAACACUGGAAGCUACCCUGGAAAAAUAGAAGCUCAGUUUUCAAAACACAAAUCAUCGCCAACUGACUAACUCUUCUUGGCUCAAAAGACGCUCAUCGAGUUUCAGUUUGUCUUCAACUUCGAAGAAGUCAGAGUUUCAAUCAACGACUGAACGGUCGAGCAGUAACAACUCUUCAACGCUUGAAAAGACCAACAUGGACUUGGCAGCAGCUGUUGAGUUCCAAAGAUGGUGUGAGGAGGUGGAGUUGAAUGGAGAAACGAGACAACUGCUCAAAUCGGAGGGAUACUCCACCCUGGAUGCUGUCCGCAAAUUGGGCCCCAGUGACCUGGAAGUGCUGAAUCUGGACUGUGCCCAGAUGACGGUGCUCGAAAAUGCACUGGCUGCUCUCAACACAAGGGGUUCGCAGACUAGCCAUCAGCCGACACCAAACCCCACCCUACCACGGCCCACUUCGGGUAACUCAGACAACCGCAAUAACUCUGGAGUCUACCCAGACUUAACUGGAUUCGAUAACGAGUUUAGCGAUCCAGAACCCGAGAAUCUACCACCUCCUAUUGUGGACGACAAAAAUGAGCCUGUACCCGAGGCAGUGGUCCAGAAGAUUCCAGAAACUGAACCGAUUUCCAUUGAAGAAGUGACGAAAAAGAAAAAACCGAAUCUGAUGAACGACUACUUGCCGAGCGGGGGAGUGUCGACUUCCCCGAGUAGUCUCGGUGUUUCUUUUUUCGGCAAGAUGAAAUCGAAAGACGAGAAAAUCAAAAAGGAGUCAAAAGAUGAAGGCAAGGGUGAUAAGAAAGGAAAGAUCAAAUUGAAAGUUCCAUGGAAAAAGGACAAGAAAACACCGGCAGUUCACCAGCCAACGCCUGAAACAGAAAAUAAAACCGAGGAACUUGCAAGUAAGGAACCAGUUGUCGGACCAUUGGAGAAUGUAACAGAGCAUCCAUUGAUGUCGAUGCCCAGUCCAGUUGUGAAGACUUUGAAGGAAAAGUUUCUGGAACACUCGUCUUUGAAGAGUAAUGGAGGCUAUCCCGAAGUGUACAAACUGCCCCAAGUGACAGUCUCCCGGGACGACAAGGCUUUUGUUCGGCACUGUGAGAUUGCGAUUCCGGAUUUUCCAGUAGAAUUGGUCAUUGAGGAGAAGGUAAUCUUGUGCGUCGGUGCCUCGGGAGCCGGUAAAACUACCUUGAUCAACGGUCUGGCCAAUUAUUUGUUGGGUGUACAGUGGGAGGAUGCCUACCGCUUUGAGAUUAUUCCGGACAAAGAUGAUAAAACAGAGAUGGACUCAGCCAGCCAGACUCAAUGGAUUACGGCAUACACGUUCUAUAUUGAGAAAAACAUGAUUCCGUUCAAGGUGACAAUAAUUGACACUCCUGGGUUCGGGGACACCAAAGGCAUUGCUCAAGACGAAGAGCUGGACAAUAAAAUCCGGAAUCUGUUCGAUCAGACUACCUAUGGUUUGGACCAGCUGCACGCCGUGUGCUUCACAACCCAGGCCAGUGCGACUAAGAUGAAUGCGUUCCAGAGGUACAUCUACAAUCGUGUUUUAUCAAUUUUUGGAAAAGACGUCGAAGAAAACAUUUUCAUGAUGGUGACGUUUGCUGAUGCACAAGAACCGAAGGUCGUGAAGGUUCUACAAGAAAACAGCAUUCCGUUCCGAAAAUACUUCAAGUUCAACAACUCGGCCCUUUAUGCGGGCAACAAGGAGAGUUCUAACGAAGAUGAAAUGUUCAAUCACAUGUUCUGGAAAAUGGGAAACUCGAGUUUCCAGUCUUUCCUUGAAUUCUUGGACAGCCAGGUUACUCCGGUGACGCUGAAGUUGACUAAGGAAGUGAUGGCUAAACGUGAGGCACUACAAGUGUAUAUCGUUGGACUUCAAGAGAACGUGAAGAAAGGUCUGGUCGCUCUAGAUCAGAUACGUCAGGAAAUGGAUGUGGUCACGCAACAUGAAGUGGACAUUGCAAGGAAUCGUGACUUCACCUACAAGGUCAAGGAGUAUUUCACGGAGAGGAUUGACAAACCGGAAGGUCGCCACGUGACUAACUGUCAGAACUGCAACCGAACUUGUCACUUGAACUGCAAGUACUCAAAUGACGACGAGAAGCGAAAAUGCAGUGCUAUGGAUUCGGACGGGUAUUGCAAAAUUUGUGCCCCAAGUAAUGGAGGAAAAUGCCACUGGACAACCCAUUACAACAUGGCGUAUUACUUUGUGUUCAAAGAGCGAGUUAUUGAGAAGCGAUCUGAGGAUCUAUUUGUGAAGUAUAAGCAGGCUACCGAUAAGAAAAUUGAUGCCGAGAGCCUUCUGGCAAAAAUUGGUGACCGAUUCUCCAAUAUCCAGGGCGAAGUAAUCUGGCAAACGAACGAGAUACGAAAAUGUCUCUCGCAACUCGGCGAGAUCGCGUUGAAGCCGAACCCUCUCACUACUGUGGAUUAUAUUGACCAGAUGAUAAUUGCUGAAAAAGAUUCCUGCGAGGCAGGGUGGCGUGAGAGAGUUUACCAGCUGGAGAGCGCGAGGCAAUACGCGGAGUAUCUGCAGAAACUACAAGACGAGGGAUACGAUCCGUGGGAAGAGCGUUCGGGUGCGGAUGUGGGCGAGGACACAAAGAAGUCGAGGCUGAACUCCGUCUCGGAGUUUCUGUACAAAUUGAAGUCAGGAGUUUGGGGACUGAUUGGGGACGAUUCGGACGACGAAUAAGAAAAGCGGCCUCUAAGUGAAAACUUAUCACAUAUGGUCACUCUAUGCAAUUUCUGGAAUAAAGAGAACUUUAAAAGUUAAGAAUACAAUAGUAGUAGAAAGUUCUUCAAAUUUCUAAAUCACGAUCCAUGAUCGAAAAGUAUUUUGCUGUUUUUGUGUGUGUAACAUAGUUACGAUUAAAAAGAGCUGUCAUUAGAUGGCUAUAGCUGAUUGUUAUAGCUUAGUUGUAUGUAUUAAAGUAUAGUAUACUGUAAAAUAUUACCUGAUUUAGUUAGCCAUAGUUAGUUAGUGUCCAAAAUUGUGCUAUCAAGGGUUCUUCUCUUCGGGCUUACUCCCACCAUAUGCAUUAAAUAGGUUACUAUCAUCAUUCUAAUUAGAAGUAGCUUAACAUUUAUGUAUAAAUUUAACUUCAUUUGCAAAAACAUGAUAUGAGCUCACGUCAAAAGAUCGUAGAAAUUAUGUAGCAACAAGAAUAUUAUCUAGCAUCUUUUUUUCUGCUCCAGUAGCAGUUUUUGACGUGUCGAAUCAGUAAAGGGCUCAUACCAUGCUACACGAUAAACAUUUUGUUCUGUUUAAUUAGUACUAUCGUCACUCUUGUUCACGUGAUAGAAAUUUUUUGUUUGUAUUGAGAGCUAAAAGCGCAGCGCGGUGUGAUACAAUUUUUCAAUCGCUCUAAAAAAGAAACUCACGAAAACGGUGCUUAAAAAAUUUGAAAUAGUGUUUCUGAUUUGAAAUAGUGUUUCCGAGGCUCCAAACAAUUACGAAAAUUGCAUGCACCCGACAGCAUUUUAGUGGAUUUUUUGGAAGCCAUUUGCUUUAUAAUAGAUUAACUGUUCUAGUUAGACUAACUUUUUGUUGAAAAUAAACCUGAAC
Molecule: messenger RNA, 3813 nt
Organism: Symsagittifera roscoffensis
Lineage: Eukaryota; Metazoa; Xenacoelomorpha; Acoela; Convolutidae
Exons: 5
Coding region: 442-2940 (832 amino acids)
Molecular function (GO): GTP binding
Source: RefSeq, a predicted model, not a curated record